AUGACAAGCGAUAAGAAAGGCAGCUGGCGCUGCGUUUCUUGCCGCACCGGCAAUAAUAACUUAGCGCCACCCGACAUAAAUACCGCGCCCGCGCCUUCAGAAAGACAACAUGUUCUGCAAAAAUCGACCAGUGGUGCUCCUGCAAGUCCCGUCGUAUCUGAUCUUCCAUCGCAACUGGAUCAAGGAUUUGCGUCCGUGUUGAAGGAAAUUAAAGAAUUUCGUGCUGACUUCAGUUUGCUAAAAGUAGACCUGCAGUUUUGCAAAGAAAGCAUCAGCAAUAUCAACACAAAAUUAGAUGAGUUUGAACCUCGAUUAUCCGACACGGAGGACCGGAUAAAUAUAGUAGAAGGAAAAACAUCCCUGAUAUCUAAGCUUCAAACCGACUUAAACUCGGCAAAAAUGGUUAUAACUACCCUCCAACAGGAAAAUGAGGCACGAGAACAAUACUCAAGAAUAAAUAACGUUGAAAUUUCCGGCUUGCCAUUCAAAAAAGGCGAAAACUUAAUAAGUGUUCUUGAUUCCAUUUAUACUGUAGUGGGAUUAAAAAUGGAGGCCCAGUUUAUAGAUAGUGUGCAGCGGGUCCGACGUUUCCAGCCUGUAAAUAGCGGUGAUGGCGGCAAUGGCGAUUCGGAGCGACCUUCGAGUAUUCGUGAACCUGCGGUGAUCGUGAGGUUCACCCGUCGCUUAUACAAGGACCAACUUCUUUCGGCCGUUCGUGCGCGUAAAGGCAUCACGACUUCUUCUAUCGGCCUCAACGGGCCGGCCUUGAACCUGUACCUGGGCGACCAUCUCACUCCGGCCAGCAAGCAGUUACUUAAGCGAGCACGAGAAUUAAAGAGAGACAACAAAAUUGCCUAUCUGUGGAUUAGAGACUGCAAAAUUCUAGCAAGAAAAACGGAGACGUCUCGAGUCAUGGUGAUUGACAAUCACUUUGACUUCAACAAGAUCAAGUGA
Molecule: messenger RNA, 954 nt
Organism: Leguminivora glycinivorella
Lineage: Eukaryota; Metazoa; Arthropoda; Insecta; Lepidoptera; Tortricidae
Exons: 1
Coding region: 1-954 (317 amino acids)
Source: RefSeq, a predicted model, not a curated record